Dicrocoelium dendriticum is the source of this 4171-nucleotide messenger RNA. The record is from the annotation of a GenBank genome assembly. Lineage: Eukaryota; Metazoa; Platyhelminthes; Trematoda; Plagiorchiida; Dicrocoeliidae.
AUGACACAUGCUUACCGCUGCCCAACUCCCAAUUCAUCCACUCUUCUCUUUGAUGGUCCUGAGAGCAGAGGUGAUUCCUCUCACGUCUCAUCCAAGACCAUAGUGGAAAAUCACGGCUUUAGCUCCUCUUCUUCCGGGAUUGACGCUCAGUUGAGCCGAGAGUAUCGUGUAAUCGACCCAUCUGGCACACUGACUCAAGUUACAUCUUCACAUUCUCAUCCUCAGUUGGUUGCAUCAGCGGAAUCCACAGUAUCAUCCUUUUUGCCCCGACAACAGAUAUCCAUCGUUAACUCAACAGCAAAUAUCGCUUCACAUGUUGAAUUUGAAGGUUCUGAAGCAUCUACUCAGUCAAAAGCCUCACGAAUCAGCUCAAAGGAGGCAAUUCGCGUAAUCAUCGGAGCUAUUACUGCACAGAUCAACUCGGUUCAAGAAAUGCUCAAUUAUCUGUGCAAAUUAGUGAAGGCAGAAAAGGCGGUGCAGCAAGCACUCUGUGAAUUGGUGCCAUUACAACUCAGUGACAGUUCUUCUCACUCUAGCUACAAUUCGGACACCAGGAAUGCGCGGGUUCAGCGGUUUCCACUAAUUUCUACUCGCCGGCAUCGCACUGGGCUUUCUGCCUUGACCAGUCCCGCUGCGAUGGACGCGGAGCUGGGUAAAAUACUACAGAGCUUGCUGACCUCAACAAACCAGCAGGCCCGUGCCUAUUCAACACGUGCUCUGUUCCACAAGGUUGUCACUGUGGCUCAACUGGAAAGCUUGGCCGCGUGCCAGCAGUGUAUGAAGCGUGCUUACAUGGACUGUGAGGGCGAAUUGCAGUCACAAGGAAACCAGUAUGCACUGAAGCUGAAAAGUUGUGAGAAGAAAUACUCCAAAUACGCAGAACAGUUGGCCACCUUGCGGUUAAAAUUGACGCGGCUGUACGACAAGCGGUCCUCGUAUCACCGUAAAACUGCGGAAACAUUGAUGACCAAUUUGGAAAAUGCCACUAAGCGAUUACAUUUGUUACACAACGAGUACCUAAUGUCUCUCUGGACUGCGAACCAUUUCCAACAGUGGCUCCACGCUCAACUGCGACCUUGUCUGUUGAAUGGAAUUGAACGAACUAUGCGGUUGACAUGCGAAGUUGUACAACAUCUUUUGGUGUUUGGCGGUGAAAGCAGUGCACGCCCUACUCCUCUUUGGCUAGAGGACUUGCAAACGGAUAGAAAUCUAAUGACUCUACUUGCGCAAAAUAGCACACAAUUCCCUGAUCCAAUCCGCUAUGAGUUUGAUUCGAAUCUAAUGCCACUUGUCCCAGCCGGUGCCCCUUCCUACGACUCCCUGAUACUCAGCGAUUUGACCAGACAGUCGUUCAGCGAACUGAUACACCGACACAAGAGUAAUGAGCUGCUGCAUCGGGAAACAGUAGACCAUUUGACCCGCGAGUGCAUUCAGUGGGAGGAAGCACUUGCUCAAUGGCGAACUGUCUUUGCCAACCCGUUACCCAAUCCAUGGAACCAGGCAUCCAGUUCUCAUAACCUUGGGGCAUUAAAUUCCGUCAUGUCGACAUCCACCUCCACAGCAAGUUCUUUCCACGAAGAUGCCAGUAUCAGAACGGAUACUUGUUUAGAUGGUGCAAUUACUGUCCCAGAUCUCCAAGAAUUGUGGCAGGACGAUCGCGCCAGACCGGUGAACCUUUGCGAAGUAUCGUAUCGCCUCACUUUUUGCGAAUUCCAGUUGCGAUUCGCCACCUACAUGGCCGAUAUGCAUGCGCAGCUAGCAGCUCGGCUUAGUGAUGCACAGGCUCGACUGCCAACCUUUCCCUUAGGAGACUUGGCCGCACGAUCCGUGUCCAAUGGGAUGAAACCGCAACCGAACGGCGUUAACGCACAUGCUUUGCCAGACCUGCUGAAGCCUCAACUGCAGAUUUUCAGGGAAAAUAGUUUGAGGUGCUCAGAUGCUGUCGUCAGUGACGCGUUGUCUCCGCCGGCAGAGCCUUCUAUCUCCUCUUCGGUUCGGCGCAGCAUUGCUAUGCCGCCGUGUUCCGCACACUCGUCUAACACCUCACUGGCGGACUCGUUUCUGAACAGAAAUCGUCUAUGGUAUAGUUUUCGCCACUCAGUCUCAGCCAUUCGAUCACAUUUCACCCGCUCAGGACCGUUUCGUGCUUCAACCGGCGCCACUUCCACCAAAUCCACCAUCGCCUCGAUAUCCCCGAUAUCUCAUUCGAGCAACACGACUCCCGAUUCUGAUCGAUCCUCUGACGAGGCCACUGAAGGAACGAACGUUUCAACUUCAGUCAGAGUAGACAUCUCACCACAACCAGAACACGAUGCCACCUCCGGAUGCACUCCAACCAACAGACGCGCUGCCUCUCCUCCAGUCUUACCUCCUCUUCAUUCAGGCUCUUCCACUCCAUCCCGCUCAGGCGUUUCCAAUUCCGACACUUCAUCACCUCCAGGAUCGUCAGUGCCUGGACAGGAAUGCACCCAUAUCCCCAUAGGUGGGGAUUCACGGGCGUCCGACCCAGGCGAAGUGAACCUCAACAAAGAGCCUUGGUUUCACGGAGUCCUACCACGCGCAGAGGUGGAGAGGUUGCUGCAAAAUCAGGGAGACUUCCUCGUUCGUCAAACCAACAAGCGUGCUGGUUGUCGUGAUGUGACCGCUAAUGAAAAUACCGAUACCGACGAGCAUCUCGAGGGCGUCAUCGAUCGCAGUGUCUCGUCGGAUGGAUCCGCAUUGCGAAUGGUGUUGUCAGUUUUCUGGAACGGUCACAAGCACUUUAUCUUGAACGGUGGUGAUUCCACGCAUCCUGGCUGGUUCUUAGAGGAGGGUGAUUUCCCGACAAUUCGUGAGCUGUUGGAAUACCACAUGGCCACCCAACUGCCCGCCACGGUCAAAUCGGGUGCGCGUCUCAUCACCCCAAUCGCUCGUCCCGAUUGGCAGCUGGACAACAAUGACGUCCGUCUGGUACAAAAAAUUGGACAAGGCAAUUUCGGUGACGUCUAUCGUGGCUACUACAACGGGUCCGAGGUGGCUGUGAAGACCUGCAGGGUAGAUAUGAAUGCAGCACAUUUGCGGCAGAAAUUUUUACAGGGUGAACGUACUGCCCUGAACUUUUGUCAUCCGCACAUUGUGAAGCUGAUUGGAAUAGCAGUGCGUUCUUAUCCGAUCAUGAUCGUUAUGGAAUAUGUGCCAGGUGGUUCAUUGUUGACGUACUUGCGCAAAUCGAAAAAUUUACUCACACAAAGUACGCUGUUGUUGAUGGCCUCGGAUGCGGCUAGUGGAAUGGCGUAUUUGGAAUCAAAGAAUUGCAUACAUCGGGAUUUGGCCGCGCGCAAUUGUCUUGUAACAGAGACAGGUCGAUUGAAGAUCGCCGAUUUCGGAAUGUCUAGAGAAGAAGAUAUCUACGAAUUAAGCGAUCGCCAUGGUCAAAUCCCUAUUAAAUGGACCGCUCCAGAGGCUCUGGCUACCGGGCGCUAUACCAGCAAAUGUGAUGUGUGGUCCUACGGAGUGCUGUUGUGGGAAAUAUUCACUUUCGGUGACGUACCCUAUCGAUUUUGGUCUAACCCACAGACACGGGAAAUGGUGGAGUCCGGGUAUCGACUUCCAGCCCCGGAGAACAUGCCUGCUUUAGUUCGUGUCCAAAUGAAUCAUUGUUGGCUCUCCGACCCUGAACAACGUCCGAGCUUUGCUCAUUUGUGUCGUGUCCUACAGUUCACUCCCACUUCCAGCACAACCGCAGACCUGACUUCCUGGAUCCAGGUUAAGCAGUUGUCAUCCUCAAGACCGUCUUUCCUGGUGAAAGAGACCGAGAGAACACCGCAACAGCUGAGGCCCACACGGUUCUUUAUUUCCGUCAAAGAUAAUCGUACUCGCGAAUGCUGACACUUUGAUCCGUGUUUUUUUCUUUCCUUUGCCUCCCCGAUGUCUAUAAUUGUCGUCGCUUUGGAUUAACAAACGACGACACUUUUCUGUGAAGCAUGCUGUGAAGACCCUCAUGACUUGGAUGGCGUCCAGUUUUCGCGCCCUCUCCUUUUACCCAUUAACUCCAGCUAGGUCAUACUUUUUUCUUUGACACUAUCGUGUUUUUAUCUUCUUAUCUUUUAUCUUAUGUGUUCUAUUUCAAUCUGGCUGUGAUAUCAAAGGACGUUCUUACUUUGAUGCAAUACACGCACCCAUCUUCUAGGUC